AUGGGGAGAAUAGAGCAAGGAAUGGUGUCGAUGGGAUGUGACAGAGAAGAAAAAGAAGAGUACUGGAAGAAGCUAGAUGAAGCUAUUGAUUUGAUUCUCAAGGAGGAAAGACUCAUAAUUGGUGCGGAUUUUAACAGACAUGCUGGUGAGGGAAGCAAUGGAGAUGAGAGAGUGAUAGGAAAGUAUGGGUAUGAAGCACGUAACGAUAAGGGUGACGAGAAGAGGGUAGACGUAUUGAACAUAUUGCGGGAAACAGCAAAGGAAUUGUUUGGUGUUACAACUGGGAAGAAGAAAAGGGGCAAGGAAAUGUGGUGGUGGAACGAAGAAGUACAGGAAGCUAUUGCGAGAGAGAAAGAAGAAUGGGAAAGUGUAGCACAAGAGACAAAAUCUGAGAAGCAAAUUUUUUGUACAAUGAAUCAAACAACAAGGCAAAAAGUGGUAAAGCAGAAGGAUAGAGUAGCAAAGGAUGUACAGCAAAUCAGGCUGAUAAAGGACGCUGAGAAUAAAGUGUUGACCAUUGAGGAGGAGGUACUGCAGAGAUGGAGAGACUACUUCGAAAGGCUGAUGGAUGUUGAAAACUCCAGGGAAACGAGAGAGGAAAAUGGGAUGAUGGAAGAAGUAAUGGUUGUAGGAGUAACAAAGGAUGAGGUAAAGAAGGCACUGAAGAAAAUUAAAAAGGCAAAGCUUUAG
Messenger RNA from Penaeus monodon (black tiger shrimp), 690 nucleotides. RefSeq lists its product as uncharacterized. Bases 1 to 690 code for a protein of 229 amino acids. NCBI's taxonomy places the organism in Eukaryota, Metazoa, Arthropoda, Malacostraca, Decapoda, Penaeidae. The transcript has 4 exons. The record is from RefSeq and is a predicted model, not a curated record.